AUGCGCUUUGAUAAACGCGUGGCAAUCGUUACCGGUGCUGGCAACGGAUUAGGCCGCGCGUACGCCGAAUUUUUAGGAAAACGUGGUGCCAAUGUGCUCGUGAAUGAUUUACAAGCUUCAGCUGCUGACGAAGUCGUGAAAUAUCUUGGAGGGGGUGAUAAAGCAGUAGCUAAUUAUAAUAGCGUAGUGGAUGGACAAAAUAUUGUAGAUGCGGCGCUACAAAAAUGGGGUCGUGUGGACAUUCUUAUCAACAAUGCUGGAAUCCUUCGAGACAAUUCAUUUGCGAAAAUGACACGGCAAGAGUGGGACGACGUGUAUAAAGUGCAUCUUGAAGGAACUAUGAGGAUGAUUAAGGCGUCAUGGGAUGGCAUGAUGAAACAAGAAUUUGGACGAAUUGUAAACGUGACGUCUGCUUCUGGUUUGUAUGGAAAUUUUGGACAGGCAAACUACUCGGCCAUGAAGCUAGGCAUCGUUGGACUAACGUUUACGCUGAGCAAGGAAGGUGCCAAACGCAAUAUUUUGGCUAAUGUUGUUGCACCACUGGCCAAGUCACAGAUGACUGAAAAGAUUUUACCGGAUGAAUUGAAGGAUAAACUGUCGCCUGAAGAUGCUGCUGCUUUCGUUGCGUUUCUGUGCCAUGAAAAUUGCGAUCGGACGGGAAAUGUAUAUGAAGUCGGUGGUGGAUGGGUGGCCCAGACGCGAUGGCAGCGAUCACCUGGUGUCGUAUUUUCAAAAAAUGAGCUUAAUCUCGAGACCAUCUCGUCAAAAAUGGACGAAAUUGAGAAUUUCGAUGCUGAACAGACUCAAUACCCAAGAAAUUUACAGGAUACCGUCACCUACGUUAAGAAUAUACUGAAUGCUUGA
Plasmopara halstedii is the source of this 864-nucleotide messenger RNA. Its product is annotated as peroxisomal multifunctional enzyme type. The record is from RefSeq and is a predicted model, not a curated record. The coding region runs from base 1 to 864 and encodes 287 amino acids. The transcript has 6 exons. NCBI's taxonomy places the organism in Eukaryota, Oomycota, Peronosporomycetes, Peronosporales, Peronosporaceae.